Messenger RNA from Sceloporus undulatus (fence lizard), 3887 nucleotides. RefSeq names its product zinc finger protein 420-like. NCBI's taxonomy places the organism in Eukaryota, Metazoa, Chordata, Lepidosauria, Squamata, Phrynosomatidae. The transcript is spliced from 7 exons. Gene Ontology annotation, biological process: regulation of transcription by RNA polymerase II. Gene Ontology annotation, molecular function: DNA-binding transcription factor activity; RNA polymerase II cis-regulatory region sequence-specific DNA binding. The record is from RefSeq and is a predicted model, not a curated record. Bases 33 to 3671 code for a protein of 1212 amino acids.
AUGAUGGUUGAUGGGAUGUUGGAGGACCUGGCAUGGGAUGGUCGGAUUUACCUGCAAGGAAGACAAAUAGAAGGGGAGGCCUGCAGAGAGCCAUGCAGAGGAGCUUCAGGGAGAAGAUGCUCAGUUCUGAGGUCCAGCGCCAGCACUUCAGGCAGUUUGUCUUCCAGGAGGAGGCUUUGGGGCCCCGGGAGGUUUGCAGCCAGCUCCACAAUCUCUGCUGCCAGUGGCUGAAGCCAGAGAGACACACCAAGGCUGAGAUGAUGGACCUGGUGAUCCUGGAGCAGUUCCUGGCCGUCCUUCCCCCAGAGAUGGGGAGCUGGGUUCGAGAGUGUGGAGCGGAGACAACCUCCCAAGCAGUGGCCUUGGCAGAGGGCUUCCUCCUGAGCCAGGCAGAGGAGAAAAAGCCGAAAGAGGAGCAGGACUUGUUUGUGAAAGAGAUGGCUGAGAAGGAGAAGUGUCCUUUUGAAUCCAGUCAAAGGCAUCAGCCGGAGUGGAUCACACAGGUGACCUUUGAGGAGGUGGCUGUGGAUUUCACAGAGGAGGAAUGGGCCCUGCUGGAUCCAGGCCAAAGGGCCUUUCAUUGGGACGUGAUGGAGGAGGUUCUGAGGACCCUGUCCUCUCUGAACAGUGAUGGACAACUGAAAGAGUACAAUGGGAAAUCAUGCCAAACAUUGAUGCAGAGAGUCCAGUGCAAACAGGUAAAAGAGAAGGAAAGAAAAAGUGACAUCAAAAACAAGUGGAGGACCACACACUCUUCUCCAAAAGAUGAUGUUUCUGGAACCCCAAUCAAAGGAAAAAUACAGAAACAAAAGGAAAGAAAUAACUAUGUUCAUCUUGCACAUGACAGAAAUUUCAGCUCUAAAGCAAGUCUUACUCUUCACAGGAAAAUUCAGACAAAAGAGAAAUGGUUCAAAGGUGGUGAGUGUGAAAACAGCUCCAGUGUUCUUCCACUUACAAAUAUUUACAGAAGAAUGAGACCAUUCAAAUGCUUGGAGUGUGGAAAACAUUUCACUCAGAAGACAGCCCUCAACUAUCAUCAAGUAGCUCACAGAAGAGAGAAACCAUUUAAAUGCCUGAAGUGUGGAAAAGGUUUCAUUGCGAAAGGUGACCUCAUUCAUCAUCAAUCAAUUCAUACAGGGGAAAAAACCUUUACAUGCCUGGAGUGUGGGAAAGGUUUUGCUCGGAAGAUACACCUCUCUUGUCAUCAAGCAAUUCACACAGGAGUGAGGCCAUUUAAAUGCCUGGAGUGUGGAAAAAGUUAUAUUCAGAAGAUACAGCUCACUUAUCAUCAAAAAACCCACACAGGAGAGAAACCAUUUAAAUGCUUGGAGUGUGGGAAAUGUUUCAUUUUGAAAAGAGACUUCACACGUCACCAAACAACUCACACAGGAGAGAAACCAUUUAAAUGCCUGGAGUGUGGGAAAGACUUCACUCAGAAGACAGGCCUCACUCGUCACCAAGUAACUCACACAGGAGAGAAACCUUUUAAAUGCUUGGAGUGUGGAAAAAGUUUUGCUCGGAAGACAGACCUCACUCGUCACCAAAUAACUCACACAGGAGAGAAACCAUUUAAAUGCCUGGAGUGUGAAAAAAGUUAUACUAGGAAGACACAGCUCACCUAUCAUAAAAAAACUCACACGGAAGAAAAACCAUUUAAAUGCCUGGAGUGUGGAAAAUGUUUCACUCAGAAGAUAUACCUCUCUUGUCAUCAAGCAAAUCACACAGGAGAGAGGCCAUUUAAAUGCCUGGAGUGUGGAAAAAGUUAUAUUCAGAAGAUACAGCUCACCUAUCACCAAAAAACUCACACAGGAGAGAAACCCUUUAAAUGCCUGGAGUGUGGGAAACGUUUCAUUGUGAAAAGAGACUUCACUCGUCACCAAGCAAUUCACACAGGAGAGAAACCAUUUCAAUGCCUGGAGUGUGGGAAACGUUUCAUUGUGAAAAGAGACUUCACUCGUCACCAAGCAAUUCACACAGGAGAGAAACCAUUUCAAUGCCUGGAGUGUGGAAAAUGCUUCACUCAGAAGACAAUCCUCACUCAUCACCAAUUAACUCACAAAGGAGAGAAACCCUUUAAAUGCCUGGAGUGUGGAAAAGGUUAUAUUCAAAAGAUAAACCUCACUAAUCAUCAAAAAACUCACACAGGAGAGAAACCCUUUCAAUGCCUGGAGUGUGGAAAAGGUUAUAUUCAAAAGAUACACCUCACUAAUCAUCAAAAAACUCACACAGGAGAGAAACCAUUUAAAUGCCUGGAGUGUGGAAAAGGCUUCACUCAGAAGGCAACCCUCACUUGUCACCAAGUAAUUCACACAGGAGAGAAACCCUUUAAUUGCCUGGAAUGUGGAAACAGUUUUGCUCGAAAGACAGACCUCACUCGUCACCAAGCAACUCAUACAGGAGAGAAACCCUUUAAAUGCCUGGAAUGUGGAAAAAGUUUCACUCGGAAGACAAACCUCACUCGUCAUCAAGUAACUCACACAGGGGAGAAACUGUUUAAAUGCCUCGAGUGUGGGAAAAGUUUCACUUGGAAGACAAGCCUCACUCGUCAUCAAGCAAUUCACACUGGAGAGAAACCAUUUAAAUGCCUGGAGUGUGGAAAAGCUUUUAUUAGUAAAACUCAUCUCACUCAGCAUCAAGCAGUUCACACAGGGGAUAAACCAUUUAAAUGCAUGGAGUGUGGGAAAAGUUUCACUCAGAAGUUAAACCUCACUUAUCAUCAAGCAAUUCACACAGGAGAGAAAUCAUUUAAGUGCAUAGAGUGUGGGAAAAGUUUCACUCAGAAGAUAAGCCUCACCUAUCAUCAAGCAAUUCACACAGGAGAAAAACCAUUUAAAUGCCUGGAGUGUGGAAAAAGUUUCACUCAGAAGAUAAACCUCAACUAUCAUCGAGCAUUUCACACAGGAGAAAAACCAUUUAAAUGCCUGGAAUGUGGAAAAGCUUUUAUUAGGAAAACACAUCUCACUCAUCAUCAAGUAACGCACACAGGGGUGAAACCAUUUAAAUGCCCAGAAUGUGGAAAGGGUUUCACUAGGAAGACAUACCUCAUCUAUCAUCAAAUAAUGCACUCAGGGGAGAAGCCAUUUAAAUGCCUAGAAUGUGGAAAAGGUUUUAUUCGGAAAACACACCUCACACAUCAUCAAGCUAUUCACAUAGGAAUGAAACCAUUUAAAUGCCUAGAGUGUGGGAAAAGUUUCAUUCUGAAUAGAGACCUCACUCGUCAUCAAGCAACUCACACAGGGGAGAAGCCAUUUAAAUGCCUGGAAUGUGGAAAAGGUUUCAUUCUGAAUAGAGAUCUCAUUUGUCAUCAAGCAACUCACACAGGAGAGAAACCAUUUAAAUGCCUUGAGUGUGGGAAAAGUUUCACUCGGAAGACAAGCCUCACUUAUCAUCAAGCAAUUCACACAGGAGUGAAACCUUUUAAAUGCCUGGAGUGUGGGAAAAGUUUCACUCAGAAGACAAAACUCACUCGUCAUCAAGCAAUUCACUCAGGAGACAAACCAUUUAAAUGUAUGGAGUGUGGAAAAAGUUUCAUCCAGAAGACAAAACUCACUCGUCAUCAAGCAAUUCACACAGGAGUGAAACCGUUUAAAUGCCUGGAGUGUGGGAAAAGUUUUACUCUGAAGGCACACCUCACUCGUCAUCAAAAAACUCACAGGAGAGAAACUAUUUAAAUAUCUGGAAUGUGGAAGUGUUCCAUUGAGAAAAGAGACCUCACUCAGGAUCAAGCAACACACAGGAAAGAAACCAUUUAACUGCCUGAAGUGUGGAAAAUGUUUCAUCCAAAAGCACAUCUUGGUUAUCAUCAAGCAACACACAGGGCAGAAGCAAUUUAAAUUAUUUGAAUGCUGAAAAUGUUCAUUCAGUAAUAAAUCUUGUUAAAUACCUUC